This is a messenger RNA of Penicillium longicatenatum, 1488 nucleotides long. RefSeq lists its product as uncharacterized. The transcript is spliced from 4 exons. The record is from RefSeq and is a predicted model, not a curated record. Gene Ontology annotation, biological process: dipeptide transport; allantoate transport; transmembrane transport. Bases 1 to 1488 code for a protein of 495 amino acids. NCBI's taxonomy places the organism in Eukaryota, Fungi, Ascomycota, Eurotiomycetes, Eurotiales, Aspergillaceae. Gene Ontology annotation, molecular function: dipeptide transmembrane transporter activity; allantoate transmembrane transporter activity. Gene Ontology annotation, cellular component: plasma membrane.
AUGAACGACUCUAAGAGCCCAGAUUCCGUCAAAGAGGAAGGCGACCGGCCGAGCGGGGAAAUAGUUGGAGAAUGCGAGACCUACACCCCCGAGGAGGAGAAAGCAGUUCUGCGAAAGAUUGACAUGGUCAUUUUGCCAUUUAUGUGCUUUGUUUUCUUUUUACAGUACCUUGAUAAACAGAGUUUGAGCUAUGCCGCCGUGUUUGGCCUUAUGGAAGACCUGAACAUGACCAGUUCGCAAUACUCCUGGUCCAGCUCUAUAUUCUAUGUGGGUCAGCUCAUCUCGGAAUGGCCGUUUAUAUAUCUCAUGAGUCGACUUCCCUUAACCAGAUUUGUUGGUGUCACUGUAAGUAUAAUUUGGGGCAUUAUUUGUAUGUGUCUCGCAGCACCAAAGAACUUCGCCGGGUUUGCUGCCGUGAGAUUCUUGCUUGGAUUCAGUGAGGGGGCAGUAUCGCCUGCCUUUGUGACGAUUACUAGUAUCUGGUAUCGUAAAAAAGAGCAUGCUGCACGAACCGCAUUGUGGAUCACAAUGAAUGGCGUGGCUCAAGUCAUCGGCUGCCUGAUCAUGUACGGUAUAGGCAAGAAUACAUCCAUCUCUAUUCAGCCUUGGCGAGUUCUAUUCCUCAUUUGUGGUGCAAUGACCUUCUUGGCGGGCAUUGGGUUCUUCAUGCUGAUGCCAAAUGGGCCCAAUGAUGCGUGGUUUUUGAACGAGAGAGAGAAGAAGGUGUUAUCUAUGCGUCUUGCCGCUGAUCGUGAUGGCGGUGACAAGACAGCUUUCUCUAUACCACAGCUAAAGGAGACUUUACUGGACCCCAAAGCGUGGAUGGUAUUUUGGUUUGGUGUGCUUGUUACUAUGCAAUCUCCAGUUCUCACAUUCGCGUCGCUAGUGAUUGAGUCUAUCGGAUACUCAAAGCUGCAGACUUUGCUCUAUACCGCACCGUCUGGAGCUGUUCAGAUUGCCCUUUUAUGGAUUGGGACCGCACUUGUUUAUCUCUUUCCGCGUCAGAGAAAUUUGGUCAUUCUGGCCUUGAUUAUUCCGCCUUUCAUUGGAAAUAUCUUCCUGUUUAAGCUAACCGUGACCGCGGAAUGGGGGUUGAUCGUGGCAUCUUGGCUAGCCUCUUGUAUCACAGCAACCAUGUCCAUCCUAUUGUCGCUGUCGGCAUCCAAUGUGAAAGGUAACACCAAGCGCGCCAUCGUCAAUACCAUGUUUUUCAUUGGUUACUGCGCUGGCUGUAUAGGGAGCCCCCAGCUGUGGACAAAAUCACCCCGGUAUACCGAAGGUGUCAUCACCGCCAUCGUCACAUGGUGUUUGCUAUUUGUGGCUGUCAUCAUCUACCGCUUUCUGUGUGUGUGGGACAACAAUGCUCGUGAUACACAAGCUAGCUAUGGUAUUGAACUUCAUGAUGGAGAAGUUGAGCUUGAUGAGAACGGGCUGCCUAAGACCGAUUUGACGGAUAAGGAGGAUAGAAAUUUCCGCUAUGCCCUCUAA